Messenger RNA from Tripterygium wilfordii, 891 nucleotides. Its product is annotated as MADS-box protein FBP24-like. The coding region runs from base 311 to 856 and encodes 181 amino acids. Gene Ontology annotation, biological process: positive regulation of transcription by RNA polymerase II. The record is from RefSeq and is a predicted model, not a curated record. NCBI's taxonomy places the organism in Eukaryota, Viridiplantae, Streptophyta, Magnoliopsida, Celastrales, Celastraceae. Gene Ontology annotation, molecular function: protein dimerization activity; DNA-binding transcription factor activity, RNA polymerase II-specific; RNA polymerase II cis-regulatory region sequence-specific DNA binding. Gene Ontology annotation, cellular component: nucleus. The transcript is spliced from 4 exons.
CACUCAGGCAAAGUGAAGAUAGCAGUCAGCAGAGGUAAAACACUACAAUGUCUUCAACUUCUCUCCACACAGCUUUCUCUUAAUUCCUUCCUGCUUCUUCCAUCUCCUCUCUCUCUCUAUUUCUUAAUAGUUCAUAGGUGAUGGUUACUGGUUAGGGUUUAUAGAAACAAAACUUUUCCUUUCUUACUGUACUAUAACCUAUAUUUUUCUAGGCCUUGAAUGAAUAAAUUUUUAGAAGUAAUAACAUACAACUUGUUUGGUUUCUUUCUUUGUACGUCUUAAUCACAAGUUAUAGCUAGGGUGGAGAAAAAUGGGAAGGGGGAAAAUAGAAAUCAGAAGGAUUGAGGACAAGAACACAAGGCAAGUCACGUUUGCGAAACGUCGAGUAGGGGUUUUGAAGAAGGCUCAUGAGCUCUCUGUGCUUUGUGAUGCUCAAAUUGGACUCAUCAUCUUCUCCAGCACUGGCAAGUUGUUUCAGUACUGCAGUGAAUCAUCCGGCAUGCAGCAGCUCAUAAGAAGGUACCAUGUUUCUAAAGGAACCCAGAUUCCAGAGAGUUCCCAUGAUCCGGUUGAUCAAAUGCAUUUUGAGUUGAUGAAUAUGAGAAAAGAAACCACCAACCUCCAACUGAAACUGCAACGCUACAUGGGUGAUGACUUGCGUUAUGUGCAAUUAUUUGAGGAACUCAUUGAUAUCGAGCAGCAACUUGAGCAUUCAAUUUAUAAGGUUCGAGCUCGAAAGUAUGAGCUUUUACAGCAACAAGUGAACAAUCUUGAGAGGAAGGUCUGUAAAAUUAAAACUGAAUCAUCCCUCCCAAGUUUGAUUAGUACUCCAUUAAUUAAUGUUGUUAAGUACUAAUUACUUAAUUUUAUUUGCUUUUGUCAAUCACAUGU